Messenger RNA from Ipomoea triloba (trilobed morning glory), 1441 nucleotides. Its product is annotated as galactinol synthase 1-like. Bases 74 to 1048 code for a protein of 324 amino acids. Gene Ontology annotation, molecular function: glycosyltransferase activity. The record is from RefSeq and is a predicted model, not a curated record. The transcript is spliced from 3 exons. NCBI's taxonomy places the organism in Eukaryota, Viridiplantae, Streptophyta, Magnoliopsida, Solanales, Convolvulaceae.
CCAAUACUGAUCGAGUGAGUUUAAUUAAUUUCUUCAGAAUUCAAAAAGAAAAAAAGAAACAAAAACUCAAAAAAUGGCUCCUGACGCAAGCAACGGUAGCUUAGUGGUGGCUCGGGCUGCCGGCCGGCGGGCCUACGUCACGUUUUUGGCCGGCAAUGGAGACUACGUGAAAGGCGUAGUGGGAUUGGUGAAGGGUUUGAGGAAAGUGGGCACGGCGUAUCCGGUUGUGGUGGCGGUUUGGCCAGAUGUUCCGGCGGAGCACCGCCGCUUGCUGGUGGCGCAAGGCUGCAUUGUCCGUGAAAUCGAGCCCUUAUACCCUUCCCAGGACUUCCAGCUUCCGUUUGCUCGCCAAUAUUACGUUCUCAAUUAUUCUAAACUCCAAUUUUGGCAGUUUACGGAGUAUAGCAAAAUGGUAUACUUAGACUCGGACAUGCAAGUUUUCGAAAACAUAGAUCAUCUGUUUGAUCUGGCGGAUGGGUACUUUUACGCAGUGGCGGACUGUGUUUGUGAGGAGCAUGGAGAGCCGUGCCAGGAGAUAUUGCCAUGGCCUACAGCCUUGGGACCAAGGCCCCCCAUGUAUUUCAAUGGAGGCAUGUUUAUGUUUCAACCAAAUAUGUCCACAUACACUCGUCUCCUCAACGACUUCAAACUCACCCCUCCAACCGCAUUUGCUGAGCAGGAUUUCUUAAACAUGUUCUUCAGAGAUGAGUACAAGCCUCUCCCGUACGUUUACAAUAUGUUGGUGAAUAUGGUGUGGCGGCACCCGGACAAAGUGGAGCUGAGCAAAGCCAAGGUGGUUCAUUAUUGCGUGGACGGCGCGAAGCCGUGGAGGUACACAGGCAAGGAAAACAACAUGGGGAGAGAGGAGAUGAAGAUGCUGGUGAAGAAAUGGUGGGAGAUUUACAAUGAUCCGAGCUUGGAUUACAAAUACAAGCAGAGAGGCAGUGUUUAUGAGCUAGCAGGGGGUGCAGCACAUGAAGUGGCUAGAUUCUCUAACACCGGAAACCUCACUCAACCUCGAUAUGUUAAAGGCCCACCGGCAGCUUAGCGAUGCCGAGGUUCAGUUUCUCCUCCUCCUCCUCCUUUUGUGUGAAGAAUAAUAGGUCGCUAGUAAGGCAGCUUCCAAUAAGGAAGAAGAGAGAAUGGUUUCCCCAUAAAGAAUAUAUAUACAUAUAUAGGUUAUAGUUUUUGUGGUGUCACUGUGCCUUGGUUUCCAAAAUAAGAAACAACUGUGUAAGUGUAUAGUUUACCUCUCACUUUCCAAACAGCGAAUCUAUAUUUUGGAGUAAGGCACGGUUUAAAAACCCUUUAGGUUUCAAGUGUUGUGGCUUGUGGUUUAGAAUAAGUUCAAAGUAAUAUAGUGCCGGUGUGUAAUAUUAUCUCUUUGUAGAUAUGAAAACCUAAAAUGUUGAUGUUUGUAAAAAAAAAAAAUGCAACUACU